AUUACAUUCCUGUUGAAAUCAGUAAUCCCUUUGUGGAGACUGCUACGUCUAGUUUGUGUGAUUUCUUUCGUGUCACUUGGAGGUGGGCUCUAUGGUUAUUGUUAUUAUUUUAAAUAUAGCUUGGGGAGGGGGGGAUGCACAGGAACAGAGACAGCAAGCUGCCCAUCUCUCAGAAGAAAAGAACAAGAUUCACAGCACAGGAACUGGCAUCACUCUAACAUACAGAGUAGAAGUCAACAAAGCUGUACUCAAAAUCAUUUUUGUAGAGACUGAAAAGAAAGAAGACAAAAGUGGAUAACACAGUAAAGGAUACAAGAAAUCAGGGUAUAAAGUGACUCUAAUGCACUUUGAGUGUGGGCUCUGAAGUACAAUGUAAGUCUUGCCUUAUCUUGUAUUUUUAAAAACUGUUAGUACAUAAUAAUUUUAUUUCUAUUUUCAAGCCAUGCUGGGCCAAAAAGUAAUUAUUACAAUUACAUAUUAAAAUCAAUAUGGAACAUUACUUGUAAUCUUGGUAUGAGACUUAAAAUGAUAUUGUCAUAUGACAGAAGUCAGAGACUAUCAACUGUAAUAUCGAAGAUGAACUAUAAGUAACAACAUAUCUAAUUAUUGUGAGACUAAGAUGCUGAAUGGAAUCUUUAAUCAACUUUCUUAAUACAGAGUGCAAAGAGUUCUCUUGCUUUGUAUAGCAAGCUACUUUCAUACUGCUGUGUUUAAAACUGUGUGAUUACAGUUACCAAUAGCAAUAGGAUGUAGCUACAAAAGGGAAUCCUGGUGGAUGCAAAAGUUUUUUGGCCAAUGUUUUUCCUCUCUGAAGCCUCCAGUCCACAUUUUCUAGCCUGUGAGUUUUGCUUUUCAACUGGAUUUUUUAACAUAUGCAGCGAUUGGACUCCACGUGGAACUGAAAACAAAAGUAUCUGAGGAUCCAGAAUAACUCCAUCCAUUUUCUCAGUGUUAUGUUAAAGAUGAAAAUACAAUCAAUCAUAAAGAGUACCUCCUUUUCAUCAGCUUCAGCUUUGAACAACAGAGGAAUAUAAAGCCUGAUGGUGACAAAGGGUUAUAAUUUUUUGUUUUUUCACUGUACAUCUGCCCCGGUUUCAGACUUAGCAAUGGAUAGUCUUUGUGAUGAGGAGAACCCAACUGUGAAUUCUUUAAUCCAAUUAAAUCAUGAAAGAAGAUUCUACACAAAUGUUUUUUGGCCUGGAGAGGUUAAUACAUCUCAUCUGUUUAAUUUGACUAUGGACUCCGAAAACCUAACUAAUCUUUCAUGUGACGGUAGAGUGACUCCACCGUGCCAUUCCUCACUAUUUCAUCUUUCAGAGAAAAACUGGCCAGCUCUGCUGACAGUUAUUGUGAUUGUUCUAACCAUUGCUGGAAAUAUUCUUGUUAUCAUGGCUGUGUCACUGGAGAAAAAGCUACAGAAUGCCACUAAUUAUUUUCUAAUGUCACUCGCAAUAGCUGAUAUGCUGUUGGGUUUCCUUGUCAUGCCUGUGUCAAUGUUAACCAUACUGUAUGGAUAUACAUGGCCUCUGCCUACAAAACUCUGUGCUGUCUGGAUCUAUUUGGAUGUGCUUUUCUCCACUGCCUCCAUCAUGCACCUCUGCGCCAUCUCUCUGGAUCGCUAUAUUGCCAUACGAAAUCCCAUCCAUCACAGCCGCUUUAACUCCAGAACUAAAGCUUUCGCAAAAAUAAUUGCUGUUUGGACCAUAUCAGUUGGUAUCUCAAUGCCAGUCCCUGUGUUUGGACUACAAGAUGAUUCCAAAGUGUUCAAGAAAUGUAGCUGCCUGCUGGCUGAUGAGAGCUUUGUCUUAAUAGGCUCGUUUGUGGCGUUCUUCAUUCCUUUAACCAUCAUGGUGGUCACCUAUUUUUUAACUAUAAAAUCACUCCAGAAAGAAGCUACCUUAUGCAUUAAUGACCUAGGCACAAAGACCAAGUUUGCUUCAUUUAGUUUUUUCCCUCAAAGUUCUCUGUCAUCAGAGAAACUCUUUCAACGCUCUUUGAACAGAGACCUGAGGAACUCAGGAAGGAGGACUAUGCAGUCUAUCAGUAAUGAACAAAAAGCUUCCAAGGUACUUGGUAUCGUCUUCUUUCUCUUUGUUGUGAUGUGGUGCCCCUUUUUCAUCACCAAUGUGAUGGCAGUCAUUUGCAAGAAGUCUUGCAAUGAAAAAGUCAUCGGAGUACUGCUUAAUGUAUUUGUCUGGAUUGGCUACCUUUCAUCAGCUGUCAACCCAUUGGUAUACACACUGUUCAAUAAAACCUACCGUUCUGCUUUCUCACGGUAUAUUCAGUGUCGAUACAAGGAGGAGAAGAAGCCUUUACAGCUGAUAUUAGUGAACACUAUACCUGCUUUAGCAUAUAACUCCAGCCAGCUCCAGCUAGCACAAAUGAAGAGUUUAAAAAAAGAGGCUAAAAUGAUGGCCAAGGAUUAUUCUAUGGUUGCAAUUGGAAUACAUCCUUUAGAUAGUACCUCAAAGGGCAGUAUUAGCCCAGUCAGUGAAAAGGUUAGCUGUGUGUGACUCUGCCAGCCUGUCAACAGCUGCCAUGGCAACCAAUGGUAUGUACUCAGAGAACUUCACCUAACUGUGAGAAGCUUUGAUAGCUUAGGAACAUUAGCUCUAAGAGAACUUCAAUAACAUCACAUACUCAUGUUAUCCAGUUGAUGACAAACAGGGUUAAAAUGCUAUCAAAUGUGCAUUUUUUUCAUACAGUACUUCAGCUGUUUUAAGCACAGGCUUUAAUAAACUUAUUUUUUUAGUAUUCUAAAUAAUAUAUUUCUUAAAGAAAAAAUGCAAUGUAUUGUAUUAUUAUACCAUGGGCUGUGAAAAAAAUUAAUGUGUUUCUUUUUGUUCUGCAAAUGAAAACAAAGCUACUGUUUGGUUUACUUGCUGGUUAGGUUUGAAUUAGUUUGUCUUGCUACAAUGUAAUUUUAUUAUCCUUAACUGAAUGAGCACUUUACAGAAUUUUACAGGAAAAGAAAAUGUCAGUUAAUUUAUGAAUAUAUAUUUUAAAUUAAUUAAAUAUGAAAGAAAAUGCUAUAAAAAUAUGUAUAGAUCAACUAUGUGAAAAAUGUGUUUUAUGGGUAUUUUUCCUUCCCAAUUACAAUUCUGAAAUAUUGCUGGGCUUUCUGCCAUUUGUUCUGUACUCCAAGUUAAUUCUCUUCAAAAGCAAAUUAAAUUUGAAUGUUCCUUUGUCACAACAAACUUUAUUCAGCUCUACUUUCUCUUCAUUUUACCCCCUAUUCCAAAUGUUUCACAUGCACUGGUUUAGACUUUGAAAUAUACUGUUACAAAAAGACUUGGUUCUCUACUCCAUUAUACUGUUUUUAUGACAGUGUCAGUGAGGUAACAGCCUGGAAAAUCAUGCCCAACGUUGCUAACUAAUGUCAGGCUUAAUCCUGUUGACAUUUCUCUUUACAGCUCCCAUAGGUUUCAAAUGUAAUUAACUUCAGUGGUAGUUUGGCAGGAGUACGGAGUGGACUUUAAUAGAAUAUUUCCCCCAUUUCUGCCUGAUC
This is a messenger RNA of Pelodiscus sinensis (Chinese soft-shelled turtle), 3508 nucleotides long. RefSeq names its product 5-hydroxytryptamine receptor 2A (gene HTR2A). Gene Ontology annotation, molecular function: G protein-coupled serotonin receptor activity; neurotransmitter receptor activity. NCBI's taxonomy places the organism in Eukaryota, Metazoa, Chordata, Testudines, Trionychidae. The record is from RefSeq and is a predicted model, not a curated record. Gene Ontology annotation, cellular component: dendrite; plasma membrane. Gene Ontology annotation, biological process: response to xenobiotic stimulus; release of sequestered calcium ion into cytosol; chemical synaptic transmission.